AUGGUGCUGACCCGAAGCAGAUGGCUCCUUCUCAGUGCUGCGUUCCUGAGUGCGGGGGCUGAAAUCAUUAUCACCCCCGAGCCUGCCCAGCCAGCCGAAGGCGACAACGUCACUCUGGCUGUCCAAGGGCUUUCGGGAGAACUGCUGGCCUACAACUGGUACGCGGGGCCCACACUCAGCCUGUCUUACCUGGUAGCCAGCUACAUCGUAAGCACAGGCGAUGAGACCCCCGGCCCAGCCCACACGGGGCGGGAGGCUGUGCGCCCCGACGGUGGCCUGGACAUCCAGGGCGCCCUGCCUGGGCACUCGGGCACCUACAUCCUGCAGACUCUCAACAGGCAAUUUCAGACGGAGGUGGGCUACGGACACAUGCAGGUCUAUGAGAUCCUGGCCCAGCCCGUGGUCAUGGCCAACCGCACGGCCUUGGUGGAGCGCCGGGACACCCUACACCUGAUGUGCAGCAGCCCCAGCCCCGCUGAGGUCCGCUGGUUCUUCAACGGCGACACCUUGCCCAUCGCCGUGCGCCUUGGCCUGUCCCCCGACGGCCGGGUGCUGACCCGGCAUGGCGUCCGCAGGGAGGAGGCCGGCGCCUACCAGUGUGAGGUCUGGAACCCUGUCAGUGUCAGCCGCAGCGAGCCCGUCAACCUGACCGUGUACUUCGGCCCAGAACGCGUGGCCAUACUCCAGGACUCCACCGCCCGCACAGGCUGCACCAUCAGAGUCGACUUCAACACCUCCCUCACGCUGUGGUGUGUGUCCCGGUCCUGCCCGGAGCCCGAGUACGUGUGGGCCUUCAACGGGCGGGCCUUACGGAACGACCAAGACCACCUGAACAUCAGUGGCAUGACGGCCGCCCAGGAGGGCACGUACACGUGUAUUGCUAAGAACCCCAAGACCCUGCUCUCUGGAUCUGCCUCAGUGGUGGUCAAACUCUCUGCGGCCGCGGUCGUCAUGACCAUCGUUCCGGUGCCGACCCGACCGAUGGAGGGCCAGGACGUGACGCUGACCGUCCAGGGCUACCCCAAGGACCUGCUGGUCUACGCCUGGUACCGCGGGCCUGCCUCCGAGCCCAACCGGCUUCUCAGCCAGCUUCCUUCCGGGAACUGGAUCGCAGGCCCCGCGCACACAGGCCGGGAGGUGGGCUUCCCCAACUGCUCACUGCUGGUGCAGAAGCUGAACCUCACGGAUGCUGGCCGCUACACACUCAAGACCGUCACGCUGCAGGGCAAGACGGAGACGCUGGAAGUGGAGCUGCAGGUGGCCCUCCUGGAGUAGCACUGUGGACCUGGAGACCUCCAGAGAGACGAGCUCUUCACGUCACUCUCCUUGUCUCCUCCCCUGGAGCAGAGGACCACUCGCUUCCAGCAAGGAUGCCGGACCAUGGUCCUCUGGUCUCUGCUUUCACCCUAGAGUUAGAGCCAACAUGGCCCUACUCCUUCACCGAGC
Molecule: messenger RNA, 1446 nt
Organism: Dama dama (fallow deer)
Lineage: Eukaryota; Metazoa; Chordata; Mammalia; Artiodactyla; Cervidae
Gene: CEACAM16
Product: CEA cell adhesion molecule 16, tectorial membrane component
Exons: 6
Coding region: 1-1275 (424 amino acids)
Source: RefSeq, a predicted model, not a curated record